Messenger RNA from Colletotrichum spaethianum, 1476 nucleotides. RefSeq names its product zinc-regulated transporter 2. Gene Ontology annotation, molecular function: zinc ion transmembrane transporter activity. NCBI's taxonomy places the organism in Eukaryota, Fungi, Ascomycota, Sordariomycetes, Glomerellales, Glomerellaceae. The coding region runs from base 1 to 1476 and encodes 491 amino acids. Gene Ontology annotation, cellular component: plasma membrane. The record is from RefSeq and is a predicted model, not a curated record. The transcript is spliced from 4 exons. Gene Ontology annotation, biological process: zinc ion transmembrane transport.
AUGGGUGAUACAGAAGCUUCGGGACUAUGGCCACGAGACGCCGCCUCCUGGGCCUCCAUACCGACGGAGCUCCUCCUUGCUGAGCUCUCGAAACGACACGGCCAUGCUGUCGCCAACGCAGAAGUUGCUGGCGCCGCCGCCGCCGCCGCCGCCGCCGACGCCGCUAAACCGCAGUGUGGUUCCUCGAGAAAAGAAUCUUAUGAUACUGCUUUGCACAUUGGUGCGCUGAUCCUGAUAUUGGCGCUGAGCACAAUCUGUUCGCCAACACAUACGGAGGCCAUGAUGGCACACUGGGGCGGCUCGCCCUUCGCGAUCUCGAAACCAACAGCUUGCGGCAUUCCCCUCCUUCCCCGAAGAACAUCGAAAGGUCGCCCUCAGAGUAUAAUCCUUUUCUACUGCCAACACUUCGGCACCGGCGUGCUCCUCGCGACAUCCUUCGUCCAUCUUCUCCCCACAGCCUUCACCUCUCUCACCGAUCCAUGCCUUCCCUUCAUCUUCAACCAAGGCUACCCACAGAUGGCCGGGCUGGUCGCCAUGGUAGCCGCACUAUCCGUUGUCGCGCUCGAGUCCUACUUGGCAACCCGAGGUGCCGGCCAUUCUCAUUCACAUUCGCACGAGUACGAGUACUGGGACGAAGAAGACAGCGCCGAAUCUACAGCGGACCGACAUGCGACGGGGAGCAUGGCAUCGCACAGACAUGGUUCCCACCGGCCGGAAGACAUCAACCUCGAUAACAUGGAGUCGACCCAGGGAUUGAUGGCCGGUGCCUCGCCCCUACCAAGCUCGACGCCGACGCAAGCGGAAGCGAACAACAGCCUCGCAAACGGGCGCGACAGCUUCGACGACGAUGCGUCCGAUAUUGACCUCGACGUCAACGAGUUGAAUCCCACAUCUGCCGACGAACCCAGACGACAAAGUUCGCCUGGUAGCCGCCCCAAGAUUACUGUCAUGCCGGACGCGCCUCAGGUCGUCACAGAAGAGGAGCAGACCAAGCUCCUCCGGCAGUGUCUCCUGUUGGAGGGUGGCAUUCUCUUCCACAGCAUCUUCAUCGGCAUGGCCAUCUCGGUAGCUACUGGCCCGACCUUCAUUGUCUUCCUCAUUGCCAUCAGCUUCCAUCAAACGUUCGAAGGGCUUGCCCUCGGCAGCCGCAUCGCCGCUAUCCAAUUACCCAGGUCCUCGCUCCGUCCAUGGCUCAUGGUUCUCGCAUUCGGCGGGACGACACCGCUCGGUCAGCUCAUCGGCUUGAUUGUGCAUAAUCUGUACGAUCCCAUGAGCCAGACCGGAUUGCUCAUGGUUGGGUUCAUGAACUCUAUCUCGGCAGGCUUGCUCCUCUUCGCUGGGCUGGUCCAGCUACUGGCGGAGGACUUCCUCUCUGAGAAGAGCUACAAGAUUCUUCAAGGCAGAAAACGGCUCAAUGCCUACAUGGCUGUGAUUGGCGGGGCGUCACUCAUGGCCAUAGUAGGGGCUUUUGCUUGA